Messenger RNA from Guillardia theta CCMP2712, 468 nucleotides. RefSeq lists its product as hypothetical. The record is from RefSeq and is a predicted model, not a curated record. The coding region runs from base 1 to 468 and encodes 155 amino acids. Lineage: Eukaryota; Cryptophyceae; Pyrenomonadales; Geminigeraceae. The transcript has a single exon.
AUGAAUGACCUCCACCAAGUGCUUGCAAGCAUUCUGACCACUGCUGAAACACUAGCUUCAUCGGAAGUUUCAUCGUCGAUAUGGAAUGCUGUGAGGAAAUCGGUGGACCCGAAGCUGCUAGGAAGUUUCUUGCAUCACAUCUGCAAGGUAGCUGAGCAUGGUCUUGGAGUCACCACCUUGACAUGUGACCUUCAGUCGGGAACACAAAAGUUCCAGAAGAAUGCAGAGGAAGGGAAGAGUGAUCUCGACCUUGCUCACUUGUCUGCUGCCCUCUAUCUUUGCUUGAUGCGCAUUCCUGGAUCUCGAUCCAACUUCUAUGAUGAGUUUGCGAUGCACUACAUGCUGAAGAGCUUGAUGUUUGGAGCGGAACCAUGCAAUGAGAAGCAAGAGAAGAAAACGAAGACGAGGAAGAGAAGAGCCGUCGCUAUGGAUGAGAGCUUGGAUGAGCAUGUUGAGAGUGUUACCUAG